GUAUCUUACAACAAACAAACAACGACAGGAGCUGCGUCACCGAAGCGCGGCGCAGUAGAGCUCGUCGAUGCCCGACAGCGCGUCCAUCUGCUGGCCGUUCGCGACCUGGCACGCGAGCGCGAGGAACGCCCCGGCGACGCACGCGAGCGAGAGCCGCUCGGCCCAGCGCGCGACGCCUGGCGGCGGCUCGCCGACGAGCCACGCGUGCGCCGACGCCCCGAAGGCGAUCCUACAGAAGCCGCUCGCGCCGGCGUAGGCCAGGACUGCGACGUACGAGCCCCGCUCGACGGCAUCCGGGAGGAGCGCGGGGCCGCAGCCCGUCGCCGCGACGGAUGCCUCGGACCAGAGCGUCGCCGCCGAUGCGACCGACGCCGUCAGCGACACCGGUCGCGCGAGCGCCGCCGGCCGCAACGCCCGUGCUCCCAGCACGAGGCUGCAGACAAGCAGGCUCCUCAGCGGCAUGUACGCUGUCCCAGGCGGCACUGUGGCACAGCACUGCGCAGUGCUGCCGCACACGAUCUCUGGCGUCUGAUUGGCGGCGGCAGGUGCAAUAGGGACGAAUUGGACCACGCCUACUCGCUCUGCAGCUGCUCCGUGACGCGCUGCCUGAUUUUGCCACUCUGCUCAGCUGCGGGCUGCAGCGCUGCUGGCGGGCAUUUGGACCGC
Messenger RNA from Pelagomonas calceolata, 666 nucleotides. NCBI's taxonomy places the organism in Eukaryota, Pelagophyceae, Pelagomonadales, Pelagomonadaceae. The record is from the annotation of a GenBank genome assembly.